AUGCUUAAUAGUCAUUUUCAAGCUCAGGGUGUGAGCAUAAAUUUUUUGGAGAAUCAAGUGGGUCAAAUUGCUUCUGCACUUACCCUAAGGACUAUGAGAGCACUUCCUAGCUCCACUAAAACUCUAACAUCUACAUCUCAAGCCAAGAGUAUUGAAACAUGCAAGGUGAUCAAGUUAAGAAGUGGAAAAGAAUGUGAAGGAUCAACAUCUACAAGGAAAGAAUCACCAAAAGAGAAUCUGAUUACUCAUGACACUUCAGAAAAGGAAGUAUAUGAAUCUACUAAAGAAAAACUUGUAUUGGAACCUAUUGUGGAAAUGAUAGAACAAGAUAGAAGCACACUGAAGACUUCUAGCUUGAAAUCUAGUUUAGAGAAGCUGCCAAUUGCCAUGCUAUAG
Messenger RNA from Vicia faba (fava bean), 396 nucleotides. NCBI's taxonomy places the organism in Eukaryota, Viridiplantae, Streptophyta, Magnoliopsida, Fabales, Fabaceae. The record is from the annotation of a GenBank genome assembly.